AUGAGACAAUUAACAGAGGAAGAAACCAAAGUGGUAUUUGAGAAACUAGCGGGAUAUAUUGGGAGGAAUAUAGUGUAUUUGGUGGACAACCAAGAUCAACCUCAUGUAUUCAGAUUACAAAAGGACAGAGUGUAUUAUGUACCAGAACAUAUUGCUAAGCUUGCUACUUCAGUAGCCAGACCAAACUUGAUGUCAUUAGGUCUAUGUAUGGGUAAGUUCACGAAGACAGGGAAAUUCAGAUUACACAUUACAUCUUUGUCGGUGCUUGCUCAAUAUGCCAAGUACAAAGUGUGGAUCAAACCUAAUGGUGAGAUGCCAUUCCUUUAUGGUAAUCAUGUGUUGAAAGCACAUGUUGGGAAAAUGUCUGAUGAUAUUCCUGAACAUGCUGGUGUUAUUGUAUUUUCGAUGCACGAUGUUCCUCUAGGAUUCGGUGUAAGUGCAAAGAGUACGUCUGAAGCCAGAGAUUUACAACCUACAAGUAUUGUUGCCUUCAGACAAGCUGAUAUUGGUGAAUACUUGAGAGACGAAGAUACUUUGUUCACUUAG
Kluyveromyces marxianus DMKU3-1042 is the source of this 546-nucleotide messenger RNA. RefSeq names its product ribosome biosynthesis protein NIP7 (gene NIP7). Gene Ontology annotation, cellular component: nucleus; nucleolus; preribosome, large subunit precursor. Gene Ontology annotation, biological process: ribosomal large subunit biogenesis; ribosome assembly. The record is from RefSeq and is a predicted model, not a curated record. The coding region runs from base 1 to 546 and encodes 181 amino acids. NCBI's taxonomy places the organism in Eukaryota, Fungi, Ascomycota, Saccharomycetes, Saccharomycetales, Saccharomycetaceae. The transcript has a single exon. Gene Ontology annotation, molecular function: RNA binding.